CGAUCCUUUGCCUCCAUUGACGACACGACUGCGACCUCAACGACGGCGACGAUUAACGCGAAACCAUUGACCGGUUUCAACGCGCAUCGACACAGCUCGCAUUACACGUCAAAAGACCACUCGAGAAAGCAAUGUCUUUGCCGUCGCCUGAGCCCCGCUCGGUAUUGAGCCGGCGGCGGUAUCAACACAUCCGAUGGCUCAGCAGCAACAAACGCCCAGUACCAACAAUGUGCGCGCGGUCGAUUACAACUCCCUACCAGAGGUUGUUCCGAAUGAUUUCCCAGAAAGCACGCAUCUCGUUCAGAAUGCGCCGGUGCUUUUACAUAGCUAUACUGGCGAGUAUCUACCUGGGACCUCUUACAAUCAAGGCGGCUAUAAUAACGCGCAAUACCCGAUGAGGAUCCCUGCGAUGGGAUUCCAGACAGUAACUCCCUUGUAUCUGCUCGGGGAACAGCCUGAGGUGGUUGAUUGUCCCUUUUGCCGGCAGGCAUCACAAACCAAGGUCAAGAAGCAUCCAUCAGUUAUGACACACGUGAUUGCGGCAAUACUCUUCUUCGGAACACUAUGCGGCGUUAUUGCUCCCUACGUGUUCCGCUACUACUGCGGCAAUUGCGGCCGCAAGGUGGCCUACAGAACAUAUGGGAGCAGUAAUAGGCAAGUCUUGGGCACUCCCGACCACCUGGUGCAGGCCUCAAGGUAUACUUCAGCGCCCGUAUAACGGCAGGAGAAACAGUUUUGAACAUACGCUCUUUGGCUUUGCAAGCCGUUCAGUUAGCCUGACUGUUGUCUUAACCUCCGUGUUGAAGGCAAACUUGCAAGAUAGUAGGUAUUAGCAGCAAGCUAGAGGGUAACCGGAGGUGACUUAAUUAAAUGAGUAAAACUUUUCAAGGGCAGUGUCGUUAUAACACUUUUCAACAUUUAGCUACUCUUUAACGAAUAAUAACUCCUAAUAGCC
This is a messenger RNA of Ilyonectria robusta, 955 nucleotides long. RefSeq lists its product as uncharacterized. Lineage: Eukaryota; Fungi; Ascomycota; Sordariomycetes; Hypocreales; Nectriaceae. The transcript is spliced from 3 exons. Bases 194 to 718 code for a protein of 174 amino acids. The record is from RefSeq and is a predicted model, not a curated record.